Molecule: messenger RNA, 612 nt
Organism: Prunus armeniaca (apricot)
Lineage: Eukaryota; Viridiplantae; Streptophyta; Magnoliopsida; Rosales; Rosaceae
Source: the annotation of a GenBank genome assembly
AUGGCUACCACCAAGAUAUACGUAGUGUACUACUCCUUACAUGGACAUGUCGAGACUAUGGCACGCGAAGUACAGCGCGGUGUUAAUGCAGUCGAAGGUGUUGAAGCAACACUUUGGCAGGUACCUGAGACACUUCCCAGUAUCAUUCUGCAGAAAGUGAAGGCCCCUACCAAGGCAGAUGAUGUGCCGGAAAUAAGGCCAGAGCAACUUGUGGAAGCUGAUGGUUUCCUCUUUGGGUUUCCUUCUCGUUUUGGUGUGAUGGCAGCGCAGUUCAAGGCCUUCUUUGAUGCCACUCAUGAGAUAUGGGAAAAGCAAGCACUUGCUGGCAAACCUGCUGGGAUCUUCUGGAGUACUGGAUUUCAUGGGGGAGGGCAGGAGCUCACUGCAUUAACAGCCGUAACACAAUUAGCACAUCAUGGCAUGAUAUUUGUCCCUCUUGGCUACACAUUUGGAAGUGGCAUGUUUGAAAUGAGUGAGGUGAAGGGUGGAUCGUCUUAUGGCUCUGGAACAUUUGCAGCAGAUGGAUCUCGUCAGCCGACGGAGAUAGAACUCCAACAGGCAUUUUACCAGGGUAAAUAUGUGGCUCAAUUUGCAAAGAAGCUCAAAAGCUAA